GAUAAGAGCGAUUAUGGGGUUUGUGCAGCUACGGGUGAAUGUUUCAUGCUGUAGAAUAGGAAAUACGACAUUCCAGAGGACUGUUUUAUUUUUAAUUUAAUUCUAAUCGUGUUUGACCAUCGAAUUUUCAACCUUUAAGCUGGCAUCGCGUGUAAAAAGACGGAAGCACGAGGGUCACCAGCAGGAACGGAAAAGGUCCUCCGCAGCUCUUCGUCCGGAAAAAUGUGUGGCAGAUCCAGUGGAGGGAAUAAUUAGCUUCUUGAUAACCCGGCGAGAAAUUGCUACGAAAAUGAAUUUCGGACGCUCGAUACGGAUCAAUAAGUGUGGUUUCGUGAUACUGGGCGUUCUGCUCAUCGGCGCCCUGUACUAUCUCUGGACCGGAGGAACCUCGAGUAGCGCGAGCUACGCGUUCAGCAAGAACCCGAACGAAAUUAACCUUCGCAAGCUGCUUAUCGGAUCGAUUCAGGCAGCACAGCACGGUGGUUUCGAGGUGGUGGCCGUCUCGAAGUCACGCGAACUGCACGAACAGAGCAAAGGCAAGACGCGCGAAGGUGCCAACAACCCGGUCACCGAUGCCGAUUACCGUUCAAAUUGCGUGAUGAAGAACGGCUUGCUGCGGAUCUUCCCGAAGUUGAAGCUCAUCUCCGAGGAAGACGAUCAGCAGGAACGGUGCGCCGAUGUGCAACUGUUCGAUCUCGAUCCGACGGUAUUGCACGAAACUGCGUCCGUGCCAGACGAACGUAUCAACAUUGAGGAUGUGGCCGUUUGGAUCGAUCCGCUAGAUGCCACGCAAGAGUUUACCGAACGCCUGCAUGAGUACGUUACCACGAUGGUAUGCGUAACGGUGAAGGGUGUCCCCACCAUCGGCAUCAUUCACAAUCCGUUCACGAUGAAAACGACCUGGGCUUGGCGUGACCGAGCCCUCUCGGAGGCGCUAGUGAACGUAAAACACGAGGCAGAUGUUAAACAUCCUACCAUCAUCGUAUCACGGUCACAUGCCGGUGCCGUGAAGGAGCAAUCGAAGCAAAUUUUUGGAGAAAAUGCCCAAGUCAUCACAGCCGGUGGCGCUGGUUUCAAAGUGCUUCAAGUGAUACAGAAUAAUGCGACGGCGUAUCUGCACACAACGCACAUCAAAAAGUGGGACAUUUGUGCGGGCGAUGCAAUACUGGCGGCCAUCGGUGGAAAGAUGACCGAUCUGCAUAACGAUCACAUUGACUAUCUAGACGGGCAGCCGCUGAAUCCGAACGGAUUGCUUGCUACUGCACUAGCGACGACGCACGAGGCCUACAUAAAGCGAAUAAUGGAGAGUCCUUUUCUGAAACACUAGAAAGAGCGGGUGAUGAUGGUGUAUGCUGAUACCAAUUCUGCUUUUGCUACAUCACAGCGCAAGCCAUGGACAGGCGUGUUCGCACUGGUGAUAUCAUCCUUUCCUAGCAGAUACCUUCAGCAAUGGAUCUCACUUUGAUCGAAUAGAUUAGGGGUGAUGGACACUAUGAAGGCCAGUGUACGAGAGCUCUGUGUCAUAAACUAAGUAGGACCAUUAUGUUAAUUCUAGUUUUCUAAUCUUUUGAAAAUAAAAAACCGAUUGCACCGACCA
Messenger RNA from Anopheles darlingi, 1597 nucleotides. RefSeq names its product putative inositol monophosphatase 3. The transcript is spliced from 4 exons. Bases 290 to 1327 code for a protein of 345 amino acids. Lineage: Eukaryota; Metazoa; Arthropoda; Insecta; Diptera; Culicidae. The record is from RefSeq and is a predicted model, not a curated record. Gene Ontology annotation, biological process: phosphatidylinositol phosphate biosynthetic process. Gene Ontology annotation, cellular component: endomembrane system. Gene Ontology annotation, molecular function: 3'-nucleotidase activity.